AUGUAUGCUUUUGUUCGAUUCUUUGAAGAGGAUAUGUGCUACGCGUUGCCCGUGUCAAACGUGGAAGAUUUCCGACCUGUGCACAGAACAGAUUUUGAUGAUCAGAAGGUGUAUCUGGUUCAGAGAACAGGAGAGAAUGGCAGCGCAGGCCAGCCGUGCGAGGCGCACAUCCUCGCCCUUGCAGAUACAGUAGAAGAAUUUGACGAUAGUGUAAUGCAGAAGAAGAUGAAAAUGCCCAAGAUGUCCAUCAGGAAUUCAGGAAUCUCUAUUGAGAACAAUUUUGGAGAGGAGAGAAUGCCACUUAGGCAUAAAAAGCCCCUAUAUCAAGACCAUGGCCGCCCCCUCUCCAACUCCUCCAAGAGUCUGGCAGCAGUAGUGGCUCGCCUGGAGAGAAAUGCAGCCAGCUCAUGUAUAGAGGGGGAAGAUGACCUCGAUGAGGACCGGCUCGCUGAGGAGGGAGAGGAUGCAGAUGACGAAGAUGAAGAUAUGGAGGCAGAACAUCAACAUCAUCACCAGCACCAACAGCAUUUGGAGGUGGACACAGAUUGUGUAUCUGAGGCAGCUGCAGCUGUGGUUCCCAGAGUCCUGUACGAGGAGCUGGUUCAUAGUUACCGGCAACAGGAGGAGGAGAUGAGGAGGUUGCAGCAGGAGCUAGAGAGGACCCGCAGGCAGCUGGUACAGCAAGCCAAAAAGCUGAAGGAAUAUGGUAGCUUGCUGACCGAGGUCAAGGAACUGAGGGACUUCAACAGGCGGCUGCAAGAUGUACUUCUCAUGAGACUGGGAAGCGAGCCUAUGCAUGACAACGGUACUCAAACAAUCAAGGCUGAAGUGGUUGAGCCCAUUGCUGAAGCCCAGGAGAUGUGCAGAGAAGAAGCAAACACCAGUUCCAGCUACUCUCCUUCACCCAGAACAGUAUACACCUGCAACGAUGGGAAGGUCCACCUUGGUGGCGGAAUCUGGGUUGAGGAGGAGAAGUGGCACCAAUUGCAACGGACCCAGGGAGACUCCAAGUUUACAAAAAACCUGGCUGUCAUGAUCUGGGGCACAGAAACUCUGAAGAACCGUAGUGUCACUGGGGUGGCCACUAAAAAGAAGAAAGAUGCUCUGCCAAAGCCGCCAUUAUCACCCAGCAAGCUGAAAAUCGUCAGAGAGUGUCUCUACGACAGAGUGUCUCAGGAGACAGCCGACAGCGCAGAGAUCACACAGAGAUUAUCCAAAGUGAACAAAUACAUUUGUGAAAAAAUUAUGGACAUCAACAAGUCCAUCAAAAAUGAGGAGCGACGGGAGUCCAAGCUGCUGAUCAGACAGACAGUCAAGAUGGAGAACUUCACCUAUGAUGGCAUGUAG
Thalassophryne amazonica is the source of this 1347-nucleotide messenger RNA. Its product is annotated as BEN domain-containing protein 5-like. Bases 1 to 1347 code for a protein of 448 amino acids. NCBI's taxonomy places the organism in Eukaryota, Metazoa, Chordata, Actinopteri, Batrachoidiformes, Batrachoididae. Gene Ontology annotation, molecular function: DNA binding. The record is from RefSeq and is a predicted model, not a curated record. Gene Ontology annotation, biological process: negative regulation of DNA-templated transcription. The transcript is spliced from 6 exons.